UGUGAACUUUGACCGCUGGCGCCAGGAGUAGUGCGCAUGUACCGUCCCUCUGAAUGGUGUGUGUUCUUUGUCUCGCCGCAGCGGUGGGGGCUGUGGCGGUUGUCCUGGUCCUGCGGCUAUGGAUAGUGCUUGGGCCCCAGGACUUCACGCCUCGGGAAUCUCUCAGUCUCUUGGUAGUGGCUGGGUCCGGCGGCCACACCACCGAGAUCCUGAGGCUGGUUGGGAGCUUGUCCAAUGCGUACUCGCCGCGGCAUUACGUCAUUGCUGACACAGAUGAAAUGAGCGCCAAUAAAAUUAACUCCUUUGAACUGGAUCGAGCUGAUAGAAACCCCAGUACCAAGGUAGGUGAGCAUGUCUAUGUUACACGUUACACGUUGAGUUUAAUCAGCUUUCGAAAUAAUUUCAUGGUACUUCAGCACCCCAACACACUAGGCAAUCAAAUGUUUACUGAUAAUAAAAUACAUUUCUUUACUACCAAAAGAUAA
This is a messenger RNA of Castor canadensis (American beaver), 485 nucleotides long. NCBI's taxonomy places the organism in Eukaryota, Metazoa, Chordata, Mammalia, Rodentia, Castoridae. The record is from RefSeq and is a predicted model, not a curated record.